GACACAAUGGAAUUCCUGGUCACAGAGAUGCACCUCCAUAUUAGGAAGAAGUGCUUCAUUUAUAAAGAGGACACAUGGUUGGAGCCCCAAUAGGUCACUAUUCUAUCUCAAGGACCAGCAUACCCUCAUUCUUUUCUACAGGGGUUGAUAAGGCACAGUGAACCAUGGGUGACGCGCACAUGGCACAGUUUGGCACGGCCGCCCCUUUCCUGAGGAAAUCAGACAGGGAGCGUCUGGAGGCCCAGACCCGACCCUUUGACAUGAAGAAGGAAUGCUUUGUUCCCGACACUGAAGAGGAGUAUGUCAAAGCAUCCAUCACGAGCCGAGAGGGAGACAAAGCCACCGCUCAAACUGAGAGGGGGAAGACUGUGACCGUGAAGGAGUGUGAUAUCCAUCCUCAAAAUCCGCCAAAGUUUGAUAAAAUUGAAGACAUGGCCAUGUUCACCUUCCUCCAUGAGCCUGCUGUGUUGUUUAACCUCAAAGAGCGUUAUGCAGCAUGGAUGAUCUACACUUACUCUGGGCUGUUCUGUGUGACUGUCAACCCCUACAAAUGGCUGCCAGUCUACAACCAGGAGGUGGUGGAAGCCUACAGAGGAAAGAAGAGGGCUGAAGCUCCUCCUCACAUCUUCUCCAUCUCUGACAACGCCUAUCAGUACAUGCUGACAGACAGGGAGAACCAAUCCAUUCUCAUCACUGGAGAAUCCGGUGCUGGGAAAACUGUCAACACCAAGAGAGUCAUUCAGUACUUCGCCAGCAUUGCAGCUGCAGGAGGGGGGAAGAAGGACACUGGAUCUGAGAAAAAGGGGACCCUGGAGGAUCAAAUCAUUCAGGCUAACCCAGCUCUGGAGGCUUUUGGUAACGCCAAGACCAUCAGGAAUGACAACUCUUCGAGAUUCGGAAAGUUCAUCAGAAUCCAUUUCGCAGCGAGUGGAAAGCUGGCUUCUGCUGAUAUUGAGACAUAUCUGUUGGAGAAGUCCCGUGUGACUUUCCAGCUCAAGGCUGAGAGAGACUACCACAUUUUCUACCAGAUCCUGUCCCAAAAAAAGCCAGAAUUGCUAGAGAUGCUGCUCAUCACCAACAAUCCGUACGACUAUGGUUUCAUAUCCCAAGGAGAGACCACUGUACAAUCCAUCAAUGACUCCGAUGAGCUAAUAGCCACUGAUGAUGCCUUUGAUGUGCUGGGGUUCACUCAAGAAGAGAAGAAUGGCAUCUACAAGAUGACUGGUGCCAUUAUGCACUAUGGAAACAUGAAGUUCAAGCAGAAGCAGCGUGAGGAGCAGGCAGAGGCUGAUGGCACAGAGGAUGCUGACAAAGUUGCAUAUCUGAUGGGCCUCAACUCUGCUGACCUCAUUAAGGGUCUCUGUCAUCCAAGGGUCAAAGUAGGGAAUGAGUGGGUCACCAAGGGACAGAGUGUCCAACAGGUGAACUACUCCAUCGGUGCACUGUCCAAGUCAGUGUAUGAGAAGAUGUUCCUCUGGAUGGUGGUGAGGAUCAACCAAUCCUUGGACACCAGGCAGCCACGCCAGUAUUUUAUUGGUGUGCUAGACAUUGCUGGUUUUGAGAUUUUUGAUUUCAACACCUUUGAACAACUCUGCAUCAACUUCACCAAUGAGAAACUGCAACAGUUUUUCAACCACCACAUGUUUGUGCUGGAGCAGGAAGAGUACAAGAAAGAGGGAAUUGAGUGGACAUUCAUUGACUUUGGUAUGGACUUGCAGGCUUGCAUUGACCUUAUCGAGAAGCCCAUGGGUAUCAUGUCCAUCCUUGAAGAGGAGUGCAUGUUCCCCAAGGCCAGUGAUGCUACCUUCAAAGCCAAACUUUAUGACAACCACCUGGGCAAAUCCAACAACUUCCAGAAGCCCAGGAUUAUCAAGGGGAGACCAGAGGCCCAUUUCUCCCUGGUUCACUAUGCUGGCACUGUGGAUUACAACAUCGGUAACUGGCUGGUGAAGAACAAGGACCCUCUGAAUGAGACCGUUGUUGGACUUUACCAGAAAUCUACUGUCAAGUUGCUUGGGGUCCUUUUUGCAAAUUAUGCUGGAUCAGAAGCAAGUGAUGGUGGAAAGGGCAAGGGAAGUAAGAAAAAGGGUUCCUCAUUUCAGACAGUGUCCGCCUUGCACAGGGAGAACCUCAACAAGUUGAUGACCAACUUGAGGUCGACUCACCCUCACUUUGUGCGCUGCAUCAUCCCCAAUGAGACCAAGACUCCUGGGGCCAUGGAGAAUCCUCUGGUGAUGCACCAGCUGCGCUGUAACGGUGUCCUGGAAGGCAUCAGGAUCUGCAGAAAGGGCUUCCCCAACAGGAUCCUAUAUGGAGACUUCAAACAGAGAUACCGUAUCCUGAAUCCUGCUGCUAUCCCUGAGGGUCAGUUCAUUGACAGCAAAAAAGGAGCAGAGAAACUUCUGGGCUCUCUGGAUAUAGACCACAGUCAAUACAAGUUUGGACACACUAAGGUGUUCUUUAAGGCUGGACUCCUGGGGACUCUGGAGGAGAUGCGAGACGACCGUUUGUCACUCAUCAUCACUGGAGUCCAGUCAAGAGCUCGAGGUCUACUUGCAAGAAUUGAAUUCCAAAAGAUUGUCGAGCGCAGGGAUGCAUUGCUUGUCAUACAAUGGAAUGUGCGAGCCUUUAUGGGGGUCAAGAAUUGGCCCUGGAUGAAGCUCUUCUUCAAGAUCAAGCCUCUGCUGAAAUCGGCUGAGUCAGAAAAGGAGAUGGCCAACAUGAAGGACGAGUUCCUGAAGCUGAAAGAGGCCUAUGCAAAGUCAGAGACCCGCAGAAAGGAACUUGAGGAAAAAAUGGUCUCUCUUCUCCAAGAGAAGAAUGACCUACAGCUGCAAGUCCAGGCGGAGCAAGACAACCUCGGCGAUGCUGAGGAGAGAUGUGAGGGGCUGAUUAAGAACAAGAUACAGAUGGAGGCCAAAGCCAAAGAGCUGACAGAAAGACUUGAGGAUGAGGAGGAGAUGAAUGCUGAACUCACUGCCAAGAAGAGGAAGCUGGAGGAUGAAUGUUCUGAGCUGAAGAAGGACAUUGAUGAUCUGGAGCUUACCCUGGCCAAAGUGGAGAAGGAGAAGCAUGCCACAGAGAACAAGGUGAAGAAUCUGACUGAGGAAAUGGCUGCUCUGGAAGAAAUCAUCGCCAAGCUGACUAAGGAGAAGAAAGCUUUGCAGGAAGCUCAUCAGCAAACACUGGACGACCUGCAGAGUGAAGAAGACAAAGUCAACACUCUGACUAAGGCCAAGGCUAAGCUGGAGCAACAAGUUGAUGAUCUUGAAGGUUCCCUGGAGCAAGAGAAGAAGGUUCGUAUGGACCUUGAGAGAGCUAAGAGAAAGCUAGAGGGGGACUUGAAGUUGACGCAGGAAAGCCUAAUGGACCUGGAGAAUGAUAAACAACAACUUGAAGAACGUCUUAAAAAAAAAGACUUUGAAGUCAGUCAGCUCAACAGUAAAAUAGAAGAUGAGCAAGUAGUUGGAAUCCAGCUUCAAAAGAAACUGAAAGAGCUUCAGGCCCGCAUUGAAGAGCUGGAAGAGGAGCUUGAGGCAGAGAGAGCUGCCCGGGCCAAGGUGGAGAAGCAGAGGGCAGACUUGGCCAGAGAACUCGAGGAGAUCAGUGAGAGGCUGGAGGAGGCUGGUGGAGCAACAACAGCUCAGAUUGAGAUGAACAAGAAGAGGGAGGCUGAGUUCCAGAAACUCCGCAGAGACCUCGAAGAGGCCACUCUGCAGCAUGAGUCCACCGCUGCCACACUGAGGAAGAAACAAGCUGACAGCAUGGCUGACCUGGGAGAGCAGAUAGAUAACCUGCAGAGAGUGAAGCAGAAACUGGAGAAGGAGAAGAGUGAGGUCAGGCUUGAACUUGAUGAUGUGAUCUCCAACAUGGAACAUAUUGUUAAGUCUAAGACUAAUUUAGAGAAGGCUUGCAGAACUCUGGAGGACCAGAUGAGUGAAUACAAGUCCAAAUAUGAAGAGAACCAGCGCAGCAUCAAUGAUUUCAGCAUGCAAAAAUCUAGGCUGCAAACAGAAAAUGGUGAGCUUUCCAGACAGCUAGAGGAGAAAGACUCUCUUGUUUCUCAGUUGACAAGAGGCAAGCUAUCUUUCACUCAGCAAAUUGAAGACCUCAAAAGACAGCUGGAAGAGGAAUCAAAGGCAAAGAAUGCUCUGGCUCAUGCAGUGCAGUCUGCCCGCCAUGACUCUGACCUGCUGAGGGAGCAGUUUGAGGAGGAGCAGGAGGCCAAGGCAGAGCUGCAGCGCGGCAUGUCCAAGGCUAACUCUGAGGUGGCUCAGUGGAGAACCAAGUAUGAAACUGAUGCCAUCCAGAGGACAGAGGAGCUGGAGGAGGCCAAGAAGAAGCUGGCUCAGCGUCUACAAGAUGCUGAGGAGGCUGUAGAGGCAGUGAAUGCCAAAUGUUCCUCCUUGGAGAAGACCAAACACAGACUCCAGAAUGAGAUUGAAGAUCUCAUGGUGGAUGUGGAAAGGUCUAAUGCUGCUGCUAAUGCCUUGGACAAGAAGCAAAGAAACUUUGAUAAAGUGCUGUCAGAGUGGAAGCAGAAGUAUGAGGAGUCUCAGUGUGAGUUGGAGAGCUCCCAGAAGGAGGCUAGGUCUCUGAGCACUGAGCUCUUCAAGCUGAAGAACUCUUAUGAGGAAGCUCUGGAUCAUCUGGAAACCAUGAAAAGGGAGAACAAGAAUCUUCAAGAGGAGAUAUCCGACCUUACUGAGCAACUUGGUGAGGGAGGAAAGAGCAUUCAUGAACUGGAGAAACUCAGGAAACAGCUGGAACAGGAGAAAAGUGAGAUCCAAUCAGCUUUGGAGGAAGCUGAGGCUUCUCUUGAACACGAGGAAGGAAAGAUUUUAAGAGCCCAGCUUGAGUUUAACCAAGUGAAGGCUGACAUUGAGCGCAAGCUGGCUGAAAAGGAUGAGGAGAUGGAGCAGACCAAGAGAAACCUGCAGAGGACCAUUGAUACCCUGCAGAGUGCCCUGGAAGCAGAGUGUCGCAGCAGAAAUGAGGCCAUGAGACUGAAGAAGAAGAUGGAGGGAGACCUCAAUGAGAUGGAGAUCCAGCUCAGCCAGUCCAACAGACAGGCAGCCGAGGCCCAGAAGCAGCUCAAGUCUGUUCAUGCUCAUCUCAAGGACGCUCAAAUCCAACUUGAUGAUUCUCUCCGAGCAAAUGACGAUCUCAAAGAGAACAUGGCCAUUGUGGAGAGACGCAACAAUUUGAUGCAGGCUGAGCUGGAGGAACUGAGGUCAAGCCUUGAGCAAACUGAGAGAGGUCGCAAGCUUGCUGAGCAAGAGCUGCUGGAUCUCAGUGAGAGGGUGCAGCUGCUGCACUCACAGAAUACCAGCCUGCUGAACCAGAAGAAGAAGCUGGAGUGCGAUACAUCCCAGCUUCAGACCGAGGUGGAGGAGGCGGUGCAGGAGUGCCGAAAUGCUGAAGAGAAGGCCAAGAAGGCCAUCACGGACGCGGCCAUGAUGGCCGAGGAGCUGAAGAAGGAGCAGGACACCAGCUCUCACCUUGAGAGGAUGAAGAAGAACAUGGAGCAGACCAUCAAGGACCUGCAGCACCGUCUGGACGAGGCCGAACAGAUUGCAAUGAAGGGAGGGAAGAAGCAGAUGCAGAAGCUGGAGGCCAGGGUGAGGGAGCUGGAAAAUGAAGUGGAGUCCGAACAAAAAAAGAGCACUGAGGCAAUCAAGGGAAUCCGUAAAUAUGAGAGACGCAUCAAGGAACUCACAUACCAGACUGAGGAAGACCGUAAGAACAUGGCCCGCCUGCAGGACCUUGUGGACAAGCUGCAACUGAAAGUCAAAGCCUACAAGAGAGCUGCAGAGGAGGCUGAGGAACAGGCUAACAAUCAUCUGGGCAAGUUCCGGAAGAUCCAGCACGAGCUGGACGAAGCUGAGGAGAGAGCUGACAUUGCUGAGUCUCAGGUCAACAAGCUGCGUGCCAAGAGCCGGGAUGUGGGAUCCAAGAAGGGACACGAUGAAGAGUGAAGCACAAUCCGAGACCUUCUGAGACCUUCUGUGUCUUCUUCUCAUUACCUUUCUCUAAAGAAUUCAAGUAACUGUAGAAUAAAGUAUAAUUGCAUCAGC
Osmerus eperlanus (European smelt) is the source of this 6077-nucleotide messenger RNA. RefSeq names its product myosin-7. Gene Ontology annotation, cellular component: myosin filament; myosin II complex; cytoplasm. Lineage: Eukaryota; Metazoa; Chordata; Actinopteri; Osmeriformes; Osmeridae. Bases 165 to 5978 code for a protein of 1937 amino acids. The transcript has 39 exons. The record is from RefSeq and is a predicted model, not a curated record. Gene Ontology annotation, biological process: adult heart development; muscle filament sliding; sarcomere organization. Gene Ontology annotation, molecular function: microfilament motor activity; actin filament binding; ATP binding.